Messenger RNA from Sphaerulina musiva SO2202, 708 nucleotides. RefSeq names its product RNA-binding domain-containing protein. Gene Ontology annotation, molecular function: RNA binding. The record is from RefSeq and is a predicted model, not a curated record. The transcript is spliced from 2 exons. Bases 1 to 708 code for a protein of 235 amino acids. Lineage: Eukaryota; Fungi; Ascomycota; Dothideomycetes; Mycosphaerellales; Mycosphaerellaceae.
AUGGCGACGACCGUGACCACCACAGAUGCCACGACAGCGAUUCCUCCCAGCCAGUCCCUCUACCUGCAAAAUCUUCCCGAAAAGCUUCAGAAACACGACCUGAAGCGAAACCUCUACAUGCUUUUCUCAACCUAUGGCCCCGUUCUCGACGUCACAGCCGUGAAGACCUCGAAGAUGCGAGGUCAAGCGCACGUUCUGUUUCGAGACGCCAAUACCGCUACCCAGGCGAUGCGACACACACAAGGAAUGGAUUUCUUCGGGAGAGAAUUGAAAGUAACCUACGCCAAAACUCGCUCUCAGACCCUUGCGAAACUCACAGGCACAUUCCACGACGAACAACAAACUGCAAAGGAUGCUGCUACUGCAAAGACAUCAGCAACGGGGGCACCUUCUUCCCUGCCUGCUCCCCCCGGCGGCCUGCCUGCUCCUCCUGGCGGCCUGCCUGCUCCUCCCGGCGGCCUACCUGCUCCUCCCGGCGGCCUGCCUCCUCCACCUGGCUUGCCCCAAAAGGUCAACGGAGAAGCGAUGCCCAAACCGCCAGGACUGGCAGUCACAAAGGAUGGGGCGGAGAAUGCGCCCAGUCCCGCUGUGUCGAUUGGGCAAAAGAGGCAGAGAGAUGAGAGUGAGGACGAAGCAGAGGGAGGAGACGACGCACCGAUGGAGGAGGAUAGUGACGGAGGAGAUAUGGAUAUGAGUGACAGUGACUGA